Messenger RNA from Leptopilina boulardi, 1429 nucleotides. RefSeq lists its product as uncharacterized. Lineage: Eukaryota; Metazoa; Arthropoda; Insecta; Hymenoptera; Figitidae. The transcript has 4 exons. The coding region runs from base 44 to 889 and encodes 281 amino acids. The record is from RefSeq and is a predicted model, not a curated record.
GGGUAUAUUUAAUUUUCUUCUCGUUCGCAAGUCGGCGUCAAGGAUGUUAAACUAUUUUAUGAUUCUGGUGAUUGUGCAUCAUUGGCUAAACCUACUGAAUUUAGUGCGGAGGUAUUUGGAGCAGAUACAAAUGGCUGAGGGUCGUCGAUGGUAUUGUGCAAAUAACGACUCCGAGGAGUUUUACAACCUGGUCAGAAUGGACGUUGAAUGCUUUCAAAACUUGUACAACAUUCUGCACUUCAGGCUUCUGAAAACUAGUUUGAGGAAACCAUUGAGUGGAGAGCUUAAACUGGCCCUUACACUAAGCUACAUGGCUCACGGAGACAGCUUGUUUUCUACAGCCAAUUUAUUUCAUGUAGGUAAAAGUACCACCUACAAAAUUGUAGGUGAAGUGUGUCCAAUCAUUUGGGAAUUGUUGUCACCAAUUUACCUUGCCUGGAAGUCAGCAGAGGAGUUAAAAGUUGUUGCAGAGGGCUACCAAAGAAGGUGGAAUUUUCCUCAUUGCUUAGGAUCCCUCGACGGCAAGGAGAUAAGAAUAAAAGCUCCUCCGCAUUCAGGAAGCAUGUUUUACUGUUAUAAGAAAUUUUUUAGUUUCAAAUUGCUGGCGAUGUGUGAUGCGUUUUACCGUUUUACUUGGGUAAACGUCGGCGAUUACGGUUCUAUCAGCGACUUGUCAGCGUUUAGGAAUACUCAUUUAUUCCAAGCUCUUGAACGAAAUGAAGUUGACCUUCCGGAAGAUGAUUUUCUGCCACGCAGCAAUAUCAGGAUGCCCUUCUUUUUCAUUGGAGAUGCAAUAUUUGAUAUUAAGCGAUAUUUCAUGUUACCCUACAACCGAAACCGCCGUCUCUGUAGAGAAGAAACCACUUUCAAUAAAAGCUAUUUAAGUUAAACGAAUAAAUCAUUAUUGUAUUAAUUACUAUUAAUUAAACUGAUAUACAUACAAUUUUGAUAUUCUGAUGUUGAUAAUUUUUUAUUCAAAUUGAAGUGUUCAUGCCAGGUUUCGUUUUUUGAAAAUUUCAAAUUUCUGUGAAAAGAAAAUGUAUUUAAAAAAAUUUAUAUAAAUUUUAACAUUUUCAUAAAUUACUAUGAAUUACAAUCUACCUACAGGUUUGAGAAUAGCUCAGGCACACAAAACAAAUUUUUUUCGCCAAGACACUACUCCAGUAUAUGCUCAUGUCUUUAUCUGCGCUGAAUUUCCAAUCCGAAGUUAGAAUAGUCAGAUUGGCUCUUGCUUUCGAGUGAAAAACGACUCAACAAAACCAAUUGAAACAAAAAAAGGAAAAUUGUUUUGCUAUAACACUACAGUAGUUUUUUCUCUCUGAAUUAAAAUUCGAAGUCUGAAUUGAAAUAUUGGAUAAAAAUUUUGAGAUUAACUCAAAAAAUGCUUAAAAUCACGAAUGUUACAAAGAAUUUUUUGCUCGAAACGUUA